This is a messenger RNA of Pungitius pungitius (ninespine stickleback), 3399 nucleotides long. RefSeq names its product trophoblast glycoprotein b (gene tpbg). Gene Ontology annotation, biological process: negative regulation of canonical Wnt signaling pathway. The coding region runs from base 650 to 1786 and encodes 378 amino acids. Gene Ontology annotation, molecular function: protein binding. The transcript has a single exon. The record is from RefSeq and is a predicted model, not a curated record. Gene Ontology annotation, cellular component: plasma membrane. NCBI's taxonomy places the organism in Eukaryota, Metazoa, Chordata, Actinopteri, Perciformes, Gasterosteidae.
AAAAGAAGACACAAUAAGAAGAGAAGUCAGUGGAAAAUUACAAUAUAAGAGAAACUUGUAAUAGUUUCUAUCCACCCCCCGUUCUGGUUGUAAAUGGUACGCUCCCUUCUUCCAAUGGUCUGCACUGUGCUGCUGCUGCUGCUGUGGUUUCUUCUCCUCCAGACUCCCCCGGCUUAAGAAAGCAGCGAACUGGAUGCACGUACGUAGUGAUCCAUGGCACCUCCGGGACACGGCGAGGAUUUCUCUGUUUCGGAACAAGCUGCCCGAGUAAGCUAUUUUCCGAUCUGACUUUCAGCAUUCCGACUCGAUUCUUUUUGCUGGAAGUGGGAGGAAAACGGGGUUUAGGUUUGGGAAAGACAAACGAGGAGCAGAACCUCGGAAGUUUGCGAGCUUUGUCCUGCACCACCUUUAUGGAAACGUAGAGUCAUCCUCCCCGAAGAUGGUUUGGGGGUAGGUCCAUGGAGUCUGGGUUGGAACUGGCUGCGGGUUUUCGAAAGCUUUACGGCGGGAAACACAGUGGAAAAAACUUUCCCUUGUGGAAAAACAAGGCGGUCGGUUGUCUGUAAAGUAAUCUUUACGCACGCUCCGCGCACGCACGCACGCACGCACACACACACAGACAGACACACACCCGUUUGUGCAACCCGAGAUGCGCCUGUUGAGCCCGUCGUGCGGAGAAAUCCGAGGGACAACACACAUGUGCGGCGUAAUGCAUUUGGCUGUUGUUGUCCUCCUCCUUGCAGCCGCGCCGUGCUGUCACGGCUGUCCGGACAAGUGCACGUGCUUCUCGCAAACUGUGAAAUGCCAAAACCAGGACUUGGAUGCGAUUCCGGCUUCUUUGCCGGCCAACACCAAGUCCCUGUUCGUCACGGGAAACGGCAUCUCCCGAGUCAGCGUGGACUCCUUCCCGGCCCGCCUGCCGUCCCUCACGGACCUCUAUCUCGGGGGGAACGGGAUCGAGUCCGUGGAUGCGACGGUGUUCGACAACCUGCCCAACCUCACGCGGCUGGACCUGAGCAACAACCGGAUCGAGACUUUCAGCGAAAGGGCUUUCCCGCUGGAAAACAAAGUGCAGCUCCUGAACCUCAGCAGGUCUUUCCACAACCACUCCUUCAUGGACGUGGUCCAACGCGUCCUACUGAGAGGAAACCUCCUCCACCUGGCGGUCCUGGACCUGUCCAACAACGACCUUGUGAUUCUUCCGGACGACAUGUUCGCGGGUCUUCCCGGCCUGAUCAACCUGAGCCUGCAGAACAGCUCCGUCAUUUCUGUUCUGAACGGGACGCUGAAGGCGCCGCCGCUGCGUGACCUUGACCUGAGGGACAACAGCCUGAGGGACCUGCCUUUCGCCACCCUGGAAGACCUCGACCUCAAGCCCGCCCUGCGCAUCCAGAUGGCGGGGAACCCGUGGCGCUGCGACUGCUUCUUCGAGGACAUGCUGCUGUGGCUGAAGAACUCCACCCAGGUCGUCGACGCGCACAACCUGACCUGCGCCGACCCCAAGGCCCUGAGGCGCCGGCCGCUCCUGCAGGUGGAGCGGUCGCAGCUCAAGUGUUCGGGCGACAUGGAGGGCGUGCUGGAGACCUCGUACGUCUUCCUGGGGCUGGUGCUGGCGCUGAUUGGCGUCAUAUUCCUGCUGGUGCUCUACCUGAACCGAAAGGGCAUCAAGCGGUGGAUUUACAACAUCCGGGACGCUUGUAGGGACCACAUGGAGGGGUACCAUUACAGGUAUGAGAUCAACUCUGACCCGCGUUUGGCAAACCUGAGCAUCAAUUCGGAUGUGUGAGCGAGGACGGGACACUGUCUGGGACCCCGCAGUGAGAUGCAUAUCCAUAUAGAUAUAGAUACAUAUACUGUAUAUCUAUCUCUAUAUCCAUAUAUGACAUGACUUAUACUGUUGAAAUAUGCAUGAAAGUUCUCUUCACCCCCACCCCCAUGAUGCUAUCCAGAUGUUGCAUCUGUCAUUGCUCCUAAUUAACCCCCCAUCAGAGCCUCCAUUCAACAACUGCUGCAUGUCCAAUAUAAAGGCAGCUGUGAUGUGGGCUGAGUAUCCUCCACGUAACAUUGCAUGGAUAACGGCAAGGAUUUAUUUUUUUCUUCUUUAUUUUGGAGAGUUACAAGGAGUGAUGUAUCCUAUUAGUUUUCCUAAAGGAUAAACGUAUGGAGCAGAUUGACUUUUAGGUGAAAAAAGCAUUGCAUCCCUGUUACUAUGCCUCUGAUGCAGAGAAAUGCUGCACUGCUUGUUUCUGACUUGGUUCUUUUUAUUAUGUGAACUUGUGAAAUAGAGUAUGCAUAUUCUGAAUGAUUAUAGUGCACAUUGCAUAGUUAUUGGAUUUAGUUGGUGGAUGUAAUUGGUCUUUUUUUUUUUUUUUUUGUGAAGAUAUUCGGCAAAAUAAAAUGCGUCUGGAUUGCUGGUAUCUGUCUCAACUAAGGGCAGUUUUUAAUGUUAGGACUGUGCGAUCCACGGCUUUCACUCCCUCCUGAGACGAAGCCAAUGGCGAACACUAACACUUACUCCAGUUCAACGAUGUGUGGGAACGUCAUUUUAUACUGUAACAUCUCUACGGCAACAGUUGAAGCGGUGAGCUGCUGCAGCAGGAAAUAAAGUCAAAUUAAUGAGCUGAAUAGAGGACAUUCUGUCUGAAUUUAAAUGCACUGUCUGCAGGGGAUGAGAGCACAAAACUUUUUCUUUUCUUCCCUUAUUUUAUUUAAUCUCCCAUCCAAUUUGCUGCCUGCUGUGAAUCUGAUAAAAAAAAAAAAAAACUUGGCUCUGCAGCCAAUUCCCCAAAAUAACAUCUGUGUGCCACAGCCCUGUAGGCAGGUUUCACAUCCAACAACCCCUCUCGGUAGACUCCAGCAUGUAAUGGAAGCCUUUCAAUGUACUCCAGGUGCAAAAUAGAAAACUGCUACAUGACAUUUGAUACAUGCAAACUGAGUUCUUGUGGCGGCGCGCACACACACAGGAGUAUUAUGGAGAUGAGGACCGGCGGCUUUUCAUGCAGCCCCGAUUUUAAGGGAACUGGUAUCCAUGGACAAAGUGCUUCCCACUAGCGUUUAUACCAGACUGUCAAUUGCAACUUUCGCCGUCAAGUAUAGUAUGGAUGAAUCAUUAGCGUGUGCUUUUUCUUUGAAGGGUGCACCAUGCGUGUUUGCAGGAUAAGUUAAUGAAGAUUAUUUCAAUGCGUCCUUCGCUCAGGAAUGACCUUCCUUGGCCCGGUGAAGAGCACCUGAAUAGGUAAUCAUUUCCCUCUUGCGCACACAUGUGAGAAAACCCCCCCCCUAACAACAUGUCCAACUGGACUCCCAGGUAGCCUGCGGCAACAUGGCGCGCGUUGUUGACAGCGUUGCUUCUUGCACAGAUUUCCCAGAGUUAAUUCAUUUGUGCCAUCAGCUGCUGCA